CACCACAAAUUUAUGAAUAACACUAAUGAAUCUGUGUCAAUGUGUGAAAUGAUAUCAUUUACUGGUGUUUCAACCUCUUCCACAACCUCAAAUGAAGAAUUCUGUGGAGUGGGUAUGCUCAAAAAUACUGUUUAUGUAAACAACAUUAUUGUUGCGAGUUCUCAGAGUAUCUGUUUCCUUCUUGCGAGUUCCAUUGUUAAAUAUCUUGGGAAAAAAAUUACCAUGGUGAUAGCUUAUGUUGGAGCUGCAGUAUGUUUAAUGUCAGCUUACUGGACUUACAGCCCCUCGUCUACCUUGGCCUGCUUGGCUCUCUUUGUGUCAUUUUCCAGUGUGAGCCAAAAUACAAGUUUAGCCACUAUUGUGGACAUGUUCCCAACAAGCAUCAGGACCAUGGCAAUGAGUCUCAAUACAAUGUCAAGUCGAAUGGGAGCUUUUAGUGGAAAUUUAUCAUUUCCAUACUUGCUGGCAAUUGACUGUAUAGCUCCAUUUUCCCUGUUGACUGCUUUAGUACUGAUGUGUGCUGGUAUCACUACACUGCUUCCUGAUACUAACAAGGUGUCUCUUCAGUAAUGUAAUGCAGCAGUAUCAAAGAUGGCAGCCAGCAAUGACACAAUAUGGUUUUGUUUUUUAGUGGUUUCAUGACAGUGAUAGCUAUUUUAAGAACUGCUUUAAACCAAUCCCUGCUGGUAUUUUGGGCAUCAAGAAAAGCAGAGAAGAAAUAUGAAAAUAGAACAAUUAAUCUGUUAUUGUACCAACAAAGCAUAGUGAGAUUUAGUUCAUAUUUU
Molecule: messenger RNA, 785 nt
Organism: Schistocerca piceifrons (Central American locust)
Lineage: Eukaryota; Metazoa; Arthropoda; Insecta; Orthoptera; Acrididae
Exons: 5
Coding region: 13-570 (185 amino acids)
Biological process (GO): transmembrane transport
Molecular function (GO): transmembrane transporter activity
Source: RefSeq, a predicted model, not a curated record